AUGGAUGAAGAGGUAGAAAAAGCCACAAGCCCAAAAGACAAUUCUGAUUGGAUAGAAAUUAAGAAUUCCCUUAAAUCCCUUCAUUCCUUUCUUCAAAAAAAACACCGAUCUGAUAUAGCCCAGAUCAACGACAACGCUUUGUCUGACACCGAUGAUUAUUUGGAUGAAGGAACGAACUGUUCCGAUCCUUACUUUGUGCUUCAUGUCGAUAGCUUUACCCAAGCUUAUGACACUGCUGUAAAAUCACGUACCGGAAGAAAGAGGUUCAAUAUCAGACAAGCUCUUACUAGCAACCGUAAGACAAAAUCGGAGUUUUACGGAAAAAUAAAUAUGGUUUACGGAGAAUUAAUGGAGAAAGCAGAUUCUUUGGGAGAACUAAUCCGAAAAUUAGAAGGUCAAGUAGCUGAGAUUGCAACUGCCAUAAAAAGAGAUGCUGGAUGUCUUCCCGGGAGAACUGAUUUAAACCCGAGACGUCAAGUCAGUGCCGUAAUGUUGCGCAGCGGGAAAAACCUCGCAGCAGAUACGAGGAAUAACACAGAUGUUGGAAAACCCGACGACACUGACAAGACCGGAAAAAGCAACUCUCAUCCUAUUCUUCUUAACGAUCUUGACCCAAAUCCAUCUCAAGAGAACCGGAAAACCACCGCUGAAAAGGCUAAGGAAAAGGCAAUAGACUUAGAAUUAGAAGAAGAUACGGAGAUUGAGGACGAAAUCGAUCGACAGUACGGAACUGACGUCGAUCGACCUGAAAGACCUACCAUCGAUCGACAACCUGAAAAACCCGUCGAUCGACGGUCUACUCAACCCGAACCCAUAAUUGAAAGAGUUUAUAGAACUUUACCCCCUUUUCCUCCUAAAACGCAAACUAAGAAAUCAUUAGAGAAUGUAAUCUGCAACAAAGCCUUAGAUAAGAUUUCUGUUGAGAUGUCCCUUAGUGAUGCUAUAAAAAUAGCACCUUCGAUUAAGAAGUAUAUAAAGGACAUGACAUCUCCAAACUAUCCAAUUGCAGAACACAGCGUAAUGAUGAUUUCAGAAGAAGUAAGUGCUAUGAUUAAAGGAGAAACUCCAACAAAGAGAUCAGAUCCUGGUAGUUUCGUCCUAGAUUGUAAAAUAGAAAACACACGUUUUCCUAGAUCAUUAUGUGACAUCGGCUCUAGCGUGAACCUUAUGCCUUACUCUGUUGCAGUAACGUUAGGAUAUAAGGAGUUUAUGCCAACUCCGAUCACCCUGGUUUUAGCUGAUAGAUCCAUUAGGGUACCCGAAGGAAUUCUCGAAGAUGUUCCCAUAAAAAUUAAUGAUUGCAUCGUGCCUACGGAUUUUGUUGUGUUAAAAUACAGACAAGAACCCAAAGACCCCCUCAUUCUGGGUCGGCCAUUCCUAGCUACACCUGGAGCGAUCAUUGACGUCAAAGAAGGACGAAUUAAUUUGAACAUAGGGGAUAUCUCAAUGACUUUUGAUAUGGAAAAACUGAUUAAGCGACCCUUAAUAGAUGACCGGGCUUUCUACGUGUAA
Molecule: messenger RNA, 1512 nt
Organism: Brassica napus (rape)
Lineage: Eukaryota; Viridiplantae; Streptophyta; Magnoliopsida; Brassicales; Brassicaceae
Exons: 1
Coding region: 1-1512 (503 amino acids)
Source: RefSeq, a predicted model, not a curated record